AGUAAAAAAAUAUUGCGCGGGAAAGAGAAAAACCCACACAUUAACGCGCCAGACAUCUGACAGGGUAUGCCUGAAAUAUUAGAGGAACAAGAACCCGCUGCAAAAAAGUGUAAGAAGAUGCCACUUGACAAUGUUGUUUUGAGGUUCGCUAAAAUGACCGAAUAUGCCUUCACUCCAACUCGAGGUUCGAAACUGGCCGCCGGAUACGAUCUGUAUAGUGCCUAUGACCAUACCAUUCCAGCCAGGGGCAAACAGCUGGUAAAGACAGACAUCCAGAUUGCUUUGCCGGAUGGAUGUUAUGGACGAGUUGCGCCGAGGUCAGGCUUAGCAGCCAAACAAUUCAUAGAUGUUGGAGCGGGCGUUAUAGAUCAGGAUUACCGUGGAAAUUUGGGCGUGGUCAUGUUCAACCAUGCUGAGACAGAAUUUAAAGUAAACAAAGGUGACCGGAUUGCCCAGCUGAUCUGUGAGAGGAUAUACAUUCCUGAACUAGAAGAACAAGAGACGUUGGACGACACAGAUCGUGGGUCUGGUGGAUUUGGAUCAACAGGGCAAAACUGAAAAGUGCAUAGAAAAAUUGGAGGAUGUUUAGUGGAGAAAAAAAUAUAAACAAAGUAUAAUGUUGAUGUAUGUAUGUUUGAAAGAUGAUUGAAUGAACUUGAGAGUGAACUAGAAAAUCUGUGCAAGAUGAUCACUAUCUUCAAGCAAUGUGUACCAAAUACUGGUAAUCUACAAUUUCACUUGUUUGUUGAAGAAUGGAAGUUGCUGUAUGAUGAUAUUCAUUGGACUCCAUUAUUAUGUAUAUUUUUGCGAUUUUAUUUUUGAAUCUCAUUUAUUGUUGUUCUGCUCAACUUGAAAAAGUUACCACCAAGAUGUGUUCAAUAGAUUUGUACAGGGACCAGUGUGUUCGAUAAUAAGAGUUUUUGGGAAUAACCUUGAUCUGUUCAUGUGCUAAUUUUAGCUCUCAGGAAUUCCCUUGAUGCUCUAUUCAAUGUGCUAAGUAUAGCUUUGAGGAUUUCCCCUGAUGUACUGUUUAAUGUUCUAAAUGUAUCUAUAGUGAAUUACCUCAUAUUAUAUGUGCUAAAUAUAGAAAUUAUAAAAAAACAACUUGUGUUCAAUUAAGGCAUUUAGCUUGCUAUCUAUGUGUUCAAGAUCAUGUAAUUCUGUCAAGUGAAAUUAUGGUUACUGCUUUACCCUCCCAAAAUUUGGUUAAAAUUGUAGUAAGCUGUACAUAAGCUUUUAUUUUUGGAUUCAUAUGUUACUUUCCAUCUUCAGUUUAAACUUUGUAACUUCGGUUUAGUGACCAAUAGUAGGUCUUAUGAUAAUUUUUGUUCUUGUGAAAUAUAUUCCUGACCUCAGGGCUUUUUCUCACUGGUUUGGGAAAGGGCUAUUUUGUCUCAUUUUGGGAAGAAAGUUGGUGAAUUGGGAAAGAUUUUUUCAGGAGUAAACUGCAAAUUUUGGGAAUUUGGCUUAAAUAGGAAAUAAUUUCAAUUGGGAAUGGGGCCCAUUAACGGCCCCAAAAAGCCCUCAGAAAAAGCCCUGGACCUACUGACGAGUUGUCAGAAUCUACUACAUUUUAGAUCAGAAAAAAAAGAACAAAGGAAUCCAUUUCAAUAUCUGCCGGAAAUUUCUCAUUUCAAAUAAAUGUCAUCGGUUGACUCUCAGACAAUGAAACUGUUCUUUAAUUGGAAGGGGAAUCAAUAAUUUUACUUUGCUUGUAUCCAUCAAAUGGUAAGGGAAAAUUCAGAUACUGACUUUAACAAUAUGCUAGUAUACAUCAAAUGGCAAGGAACAAUUCAGAUACUGACUUUAACAAUAUGCUAGUAUACAUCAAAUGGCAAGGAACAAUUCAGAUACUGACUUUAACAAUAUGCUAGUAUACAUCAAAUGGCAAGGAACAAUUCAGAUACUGACUUUAACAAUAUGUUGGUGUAUAUCAAAGUUGUAUAGAGUAGUGAUUUCUAACUUCAGUAGUAAUUUAAUCACCUGCUAUUGGCCAAAAUAAUGAAAAAUGAGAGAAUUCUGUGUAUAUUUCCAUAUCAAUCAGAUUGUGUAUAUAAACAAUGUUUAAUUAGAUUAUAGGAAUUUACAAUGUAUAUCUAGAAUUUAAUGUACUAUGUGCCUUUGUAAUGAUUAUUGUAAUGUCAUCACUCAUUUAUCAUCGUAAUGUCAUCACUCGUUGGAUCAUUGUAAUGUCAAAACCAUAAAUCAUUGUGAUAUAUAAACACAUUGAUCGUUUAAUGUCAACACUCAUUGUAACGUCAUCAAUCAUUGAUUAUUGUAAUGUUAUCACUCAUUGAUUAUUGCAAUGUCAACACUCAUUGAUCGUUGUAACGACAUCAAUCAUAGAUCAUUGUGAUAUAUAAACACAUUGAUCAUUGUAAUGUCAACACUCAUGGACCAUGGUAAUGUCAUCAGUCAUUGAUUAUUGUAAUGUCAACACUCGAGCUCAUUGAUCAUUGUAAUGUCAUCACUCAUUGAUCAUUGUAAUGUCAACACUCGAGCUCAUUGAUCAUCAUAAUAUCAUAACUCAUUCAUCAUUCUUAUGUCAACACUCAUGGAUCAUUGUAAAUGUCAUCACUCAUUCAUCAUUGUAAUGUCAACACUCAUUGAUCAUUGUAAUGUCAACACUCGAGCUCAUUGAUCAUCAUAAUAUCAUCACUCAUUCAUCAUUCUUAUGUCAACACUCAUGGAUCAUUGUAAUGUCAACACUCAUGGAUCAUUGUAAUGUCAACACUCAUGGAUCAUUCUAAUGUCAACACUCAUUGAUUAUUGUAAUGUCAACACUCAUGGAUCAUUGUAAUGUCAACAUGGAUCAUUGUAUUGUUAACAUGGAUCAUUGUAUUGUUAACACUCAAUGAUCCUUGUAAUGUCAUCACUCCUUGAUCUUUGUAACGACAUCAAUCAUAGAUCAUUGUGAUAUAUAAACACAUUGAUCGUUUAAUGUCACCACUCAUUGAUCAUUGCAAUGUCAUCACUAGUUCAUCAUUGUAAUGUCAACACUCAUGGACCAUUGUAAUGUCAACACUCGAGCUCAUUGAUCAUUGUAAUGUCAACACUCAUUGAUCAUUGUAAUGUCAACACUCAUUGAUCAUUGUAAUGUCAACACUCAAUGAUCCUUGUAAUGUCAUCACUCCUUGAUCUUUGUAACGACAUCAAUCAUAGAUCAUUGUGAUAUAUAAACACAUUGAUCGUUUAAUGUCACCACUCAUUGAUCAUUGUAAUGUCAUCACUAGUUCCUCAUUGUAAUGUCAACACUCGUGGACCAUUGUAAUGUCAACACUCGAGUUCAUUGAUCAUUGUAAUGUCAACACUCGAGCUCAUUGAUCAUUGUAAUGUCAACACUCAUUGAUCAUUGUAAUAUCAACACUCAUGGAUCAUUGUAAUGUCAACACUCAUGGAUCAUUGUAAUGUCAACACUCAUUGAUCAUUGUAAUGUCAACACUCAUUGAUUAUUGUAAUGUCAACACUCAUUGAUCAUUGUAAUGUCAAGACUCGAGCUCAUUGAUCAUUGUAGUGUCAUCAAUCAUUGAUCAUCGUAAUAUCAACACUCAUUGAUCGUUUUAUGUCAACACUCAGGGUCAAUGUCAUCACUCAUUGAUCAUUUUAAUGUCAAUUUAUGUCAUUUAUUAAUUAUCGUAAUUGUCAAAAGACUUCAAUCAUUGAUCUUUGUAAUGUCAUCAAUCAUACAUCAUUGUAAUGUCAAAACCAUCAAUCAGUAUGAUAUAUAAACACAUUGAUCGUUUAAUGUCAACACUCAUAGGGUCAUUGUAUUGUCAACUUUUCCUGAUUAUAUACUAUAUUAUAUAUUAAUUGCAUGAAAGUGCCAUUUUUGUAGCCGGUUUUUCAAUAAAUAGGCUUUGUGUUAAAAUGUU
Pecten maximus is the source of this 3872-nucleotide messenger RNA. Its product is annotated as deoxyuridine 5'-triphosphate nucleotidohydrolase, mitochondrial-like. NCBI's taxonomy places the organism in Eukaryota, Metazoa, Mollusca, Bivalvia, Pectinida, Pectinidae. The transcript has 6 exons. Gene Ontology annotation, biological process: dUTP catabolic process; dUMP biosynthetic process. Gene Ontology annotation, molecular function: magnesium ion binding; dUTP diphosphatase activity. Bases 67 to 558 code for a protein of 163 amino acids. The record is from RefSeq and is a predicted model, not a curated record.